CUAAAAAUCAGUGUCGUAUCUUAAAUUAAAAUCACGGAGUGUAUCCAAACUAUUGUCAUUUUUCAAAAACACUGUUCAAAGGGGUCAAGCUCUUGUUUUUUUUUGCUAAUGUAUAUUUCGUAUCUCACAUUAGUAUCCUCGCUAAAUGUGAUAUAUAUUGUUUUACGCUGGAUUUUCCUGCUGAAGGAGUGAUCGGCGAUCAGUUAGUUCGCCUGCGCCGCCCGUGCGUCAUUGCGUCAUCACACGCACAGUGUUUUUGCUUCGUCUCUUUCAAACCGCGGAGAGUCUCUUCGUUUACACCCUCGGUGUUUCCUCUCGGUGUGGACUCUCGCGGUUCAUCCGGUGCUCGCGCGCUCGUGGCGGAUCUCGAGGAGCGGCGCGAGGCUCGGUGACGCGGGACGCGGCGAAAGCGGAGGGUUUUCUGAGGCGAAUUAUUGCGCAUGUUCAUGAACCGCCCGAAUGAACGCGGAUCAAUAAUACACCGAGAUCUGAUCAAAACACGGCGGAACCCGACUAAAGGAUCCGUUCUGUGAUUGGAGUCCCACCGAGACGAGCCUGAUCGAGCUGAUCGAUACCUGAUCGAUAUCUGAGGAGAUGUGCGCGCACUGAUCGCCUCAGGAUCGAUAUCUGAUCGAUAACACACGCUGGAGCACCUCAGGAGGAUGCGAUGGUCACAUUAGACAGGUGUGCUCUUCCUCCUCCUCCUCAGGUGUGUCGGAUCAGCUGGAUGUGACACACACACACACACACACACACACACACACACACACACACAUCAUGCAGGCUCCGCCCCUCCAGUAUGAUUUCUACAGUGAGGAGAACGCGCCCAAAUGGAGAGGACUGCUGGUGCCAUCACUCAACAAGGUGCUGAGUCAGGUGCACCCGAAGCUGACGUCCCAGCAGGAGGCGCUGCAGUACAUCGAGGGUCUGAUCCUGGUGCUGCUCAACACCCUCUGUCAGGCUCAGCCGCGCACCGUACAGGACGUGGAGGAGCGUGUUCAGAGGAGUUUCCCGCACCCCAUCGAGAAAUGGGCCAUCGCCGACGCUCAGAACGCCCUCGACAAGAGGAAGAGGAGGGGCCCGCUGGCACUUCCUGUCGACAAGAUCCACCCGCUGCUCAAGGAGGUUCUGGGUUAUAAGAUCGAUCAUCAGGUGUCGGUGUACAUCGUGGCGGUGCUGGAGUACAUCUCUGCAGAUAUCCUGAAGCUGGCCGGAAACUACGUGAGGAACAUCCGUCACUAUGAGAUCUCGCAGCAGGACAUCACUGUGGCCAUGUGUGCGGACAAGGUGCUGAUGGACAUGUUCCACCAGGUGGAGGAGGACAUCAGUGUGUUUCCUCUGAUGGACGAGGAGCCGUCGGCGGCUGAGGAGCAGAUGUACUAUGAUCUGGUGAAGGCCUUCAUGGCGGAGCUGCGUCAGUAUCUGCGCGACCUGAACCUCAUCAUCAAGGUUUUCCGUGAGCCCUUCGCCUCCAACACCAUGCUGUUCUCUCCUCACGACGUGGAGAACAUCUUCAGCCGGAUCGUGGACAUCCACGAGGUGACGGUGAAGCUGCUGGGGUUGAUCGAGGACACGGUGGAGAUGACGGACGAGGGCAGUCCUCAUCCGCUGGUGGGCUACUGCUUCGAGGACCUGGCCGAGGUCAGACUCCGAUCUACAGACGAUGUGUUACA
Molecule: messenger RNA, 1673 nt
Organism: Carassius auratus (goldfish)
Lineage: Eukaryota; Metazoa; Chordata; Actinopteri; Cypriniformes; Cyprinidae
Product: son of sevenless homolog 1-like
Exons: 6
Cellular component (GO): nucleosome
Molecular function (GO): guanyl-nucleotide exchange factor activity; DNA binding; protein heterodimerization activity
Source: RefSeq, a predicted model, not a curated record